Messenger RNA from Amoebophrya sp. A25, 165 nucleotides. The record is from the annotation of a GenBank genome assembly. NCBI's taxonomy places the organism in Eukaryota, Dinophyceae, Syndiniales, Amoebophryaceae.
GUAGCUGUGGCAGGUCACUCGAGUGGUACUAGUAGUGCCCCAGCUCCGCAAGGUCGUGGUCUGCGACCGGGAUCGUCGUCGGAUGUUUUUACCACGGUCGAUGUUGUUGGUGAUCGUGGUGUAGGUGGAUCUACUGUCAGUGGUCGUGGUGUAGGUGGAUCUUCA